Molecule: messenger RNA, 1500 nt
Organism: Schizophyllum commune H4-8
Lineage: Eukaryota; Fungi; Basidiomycota; Agaricomycetes; Agaricales; Schizophyllaceae
Exons: 6
Coding region: 111-1388 (425 amino acids)
Biological process (GO): protein ubiquitination
Molecular function (GO): ubiquitin protein ligase activity
Source: RefSeq, a predicted model, not a curated record
CAGCGACCUUCAGCCGAAUCCAGCCCAAGACGGUCAUAUCCUGCGUGGACCCACAUACCACAAAUUCUGUAUACAUAUACCUCAGCAACUCCCGCACAAACUACAUCUUCAUGGUCGCCCGCGGUUCCUCAAAAGGCAAGAAGCGCACUAGGGACCCUCCUACUGCUUUACACCAUAGCGAUAGCACUUCGUCCCUGUCUCCUGCACCGUCUGAUCCUCCUCCAGUGAAAAAACCGAAGCGUGCAGAGACGCGCCCAUGCCCCGUAUGCAGCGAGCUAAUCCCUCUGCGCCUAAUGGGCAAACACCUGGAGCUCGAGUCCGAGCGCGUCGACGAGAUCAUCGCCAAUGUCGGGUCUCCAGAAGUAUACCAAGAUGACCGCGAGGAAGGCCCCAGCAAUGCGAGUCGGCGCUCUGCGAUACGGGCUAGGAAGUCCUUCUCCUCCGCUAGCGCGCGAGACCCCUCAGAUCCCCUCUAUCAGGGCGAGAAGGCGAUACAGAGCAUUAGGCGCCGGCGCAAACAACGCCAUGCCAAACUCAAGGACAUGGUUCGCGAGGAGGACGAGGAUGCGCGACCUGUCCGAAGUAUGACUGCUGGGCGCAAUGAAAUUAUCUGCCCGGUCUGCUCGACGACUGUCCACGGCGACCAAGAUGUCCUCGAUGCGCACGUUGAUGCGUGCGUGGCGAACGAAAGCAGACGAAUAGAGGAAGAGCGACAGCGGGAGCUUGCUCAGCGAGAAGCUGAAGAAGUCGUCUGGCAGGAUAGUGGCGACGCGGAGCACAUAGGCCACGUAGGAGACGUACGGGGCACCGGCUUCCACACCAGAAACGAGGACGAACAAGACAUCGACGAAGAAAUAGAUGUCGACGGCGACGAUGCCGAAAUGUUCGGCGCGCCCCAAUUCAACGAGGGCGACAUCGUCCCCGUACAGCCCCCACAAGCUGAUGCAGACGAGAACGUCGAGAUCGACAUUGAGGGAGACGACCUGAACUCCGACCACCGGACACUUCGCGACCUCAUCGCUGACGGCAAGGUCGUGCAGCGCUCCGCUGUCGAGAACGCGAAGGCCGAGAUGGAGGAGGUUAUGGGCGUUGGGGACGCUGAUAGGAUCGACCUUGCGAUUUUGGCUGCGAAGCGAAAGGGUGAUAAGAAGGCACUUAUCGUGGCGUUGCAGGAGAAGGUUGAUCUAUUGGAAUCUGCCCGCAUCUCAUCCUCGACUUCCUUGCUCUGUCGAAUAUGUCUAGACCCCUACAACGAGCCGACGGUAUCGACCGGAUGCUGGCAUACUUGCUGUCGCGAAUGCUGGCUGCGCUGCCUUGGUUCGACCAAGUUGUGCCCCAUUUGCAAGCGCAUAACGGCGGCGGCUGACCUGAGACGAGUGUACCUAUAGGAGUGUACCUCUGGGCUUUUUGCUCCCCGGGAGGAUAUUUGGAUUUCAUGUACUGCAUCUAUUUGUACUCUACUAUAUCUUGCACUUGAUAUUGUACUGUUGUCUACCGGAA